Fraxinus pennsylvanica is the source of this 1524-nucleotide messenger RNA. NCBI's taxonomy places the organism in Eukaryota, Viridiplantae, Streptophyta, Magnoliopsida, Lamiales, Oleaceae. The record is from the annotation of a GenBank genome assembly.
AUGCUUCCCAUUUCCAAUGACUCAUCACCCAAACAACCCGCAAAUCCAAAACCACAAAACCCAGAAGUUUUAGAACGUAAGAAUUUGUUCAACACACUAAAACUCUACCUCCCUUUCCACCACCGCCGCUUAUGGUUUUUCCUCGCCGUCGUCCUCCUCCAGCUCCUCCUCCUCCUUUCCGCCCCCUCUAUCCCUUUGUCCCAUUCCACCGCCGGCACUCCCAACUCUUCCCCCACCAUACAAAAUCUUACUUCCUGCUCCACCGCGGCAACCUCAAUUAUUACCACUAUUAAUAACAAUAACCCCACAACCUCUGGAAGCUGCCCAUAUGGUAAAGUUUAUAUUUACAACCUCCCGCCACUUUUUAACUCCGAGAUAGUGAAAAAUUGCCAUGAUUUGAACCCAUGGAAUUCACGCUGCGACGCUCUAUCGAACUCGGGGUUCGGCAAAACCGCCACAGGGAUUUCAAAAGUCGUCCCGAAAAAUAUAAGCCCUGCAUGGUUUUGGACCGACCAAUUCUCGACGGAGCUAAUUUACCACAAUCGAAUGCUGAAUUACCAGUGUAGAACCUUGGAAGCAGAAUCUGCUACUGCUUUUUACAUUCCGUUUUACACUGGACUCGCGAUCGAGAAGUAUUUGUUCACCAGCAACUCCACAGCACAAGAACGCGAUCAGUACUGCAACAUGAUGCUGGAUUGGGUGAGUGAUCAGCAGUACUUCAAGAAAUCAAAUGGUUGGGACCAUUUUAUUUCCAUGGGCCGGAUUUCAUGGGAUUUUCGCAGAUCGAAAGAGGAAGAUUGGGGUUCGAGUUGCAUUUACAUGCCCAAAAUGCGUAACAUAACGCGGCUGUUGAUUGAACGGAACCCUUGGGACUACUUCGACGUCGGAAUCCCUUACCCAACCGGAUUCCACCCCAGCUCUACCGUUGACGUCAUCAAUUGGCAAGAAUUCGUCCGAUCACGGCGGCGGAACACCCUCUUUUGCUUCGCCGGCGCAACAAGGGGAAUUAUAAAGAACGAUUUCCGGGGGAUUUUACUGAGUCAAUGCUAUAACGAAUCAGAUUCAUGCCGAGUCGUGGAUUGUGCCGGGUCGAAGUGCGCAAAUGGUUCCUCGGAAAUUCUAUCCACAUUUCUCGACUCGGAUUUUUGCUUGCAGCCAAGAGGGGAUAGUUUCACUCGGCGGUCCAUUUUUGACUGCAUGGUGGCCGGUUCAAUCCCGGUUUUCUUCUGGCACCGGUCGGCUUACGUUCAGUAUGAGUGGUUCCUGCCGACCGAACCGGAAAGUUACUCGGUUUUCAUUGACCGGGAUGAGGUGAAAAAUGGGACCUCAAUAAAGAGUGUUCUUGGAAAAAUUAGCAAAGAAAAAGUGAAAAAAAUGAGAGAAAAAGUAGUUGAAAUUAUACCAAAAGUUGUGUAUGCAAAGCCCAAUGAAGGAUUAAAGGGCAUAAAGGAUGGAUUUGAUGUGGCUGUGGAAGGGGUAUUGAGGAGAAUUAAGGAACAUCAACGAGGGUAUAAAUGGAAAUAA